This is a messenger RNA of Gambusia affinis (western mosquitofish), 3152 nucleotides long. It is a transcript of the gene smad2, whose product is annotated as SMAD family member 2. The transcript is spliced from 11 exons. Gene Ontology annotation, molecular function: DNA-binding transcription factor activity, RNA polymerase II-specific; RNA polymerase II cis-regulatory region sequence-specific DNA binding; I-SMAD binding. Gene Ontology annotation, biological process: regulation of transcription by RNA polymerase II; cell differentiation; anatomical structure morphogenesis. The record is from RefSeq and is a predicted model, not a curated record. Gene Ontology annotation, cellular component: heteromeric SMAD protein complex. Lineage: Eukaryota; Metazoa; Chordata; Actinopteri; Cyprinodontiformes; Poeciliidae. The coding region runs from base 463 to 1887 and encodes 474 amino acids.
GCCAAUCGAAAUUAGGAGAAGGUGGGACUUAAGGAGGCUACUUUGAGUGGGUUUUUUUGCGUGUAGCGAUGCAUGUUUGGUUGAGCUAUGAAUGAAGGGCCAUCAUUCCGGUGGCUCCGAGGAGGAAAACACAGUUUUCUACUCUCGCUACGUGUAUUUAAAAUGAACGGUCAGAUUUUUCUGUCGGGUACUUGAAUGACGACACAACCACAUUCCAUCUCUUUGCUGGGUUUUCUUGGAUGCUCUAUUCUACUCCGUGCAUUUUAUUCUUCAAAGAUUCCCCAGGACCUCUUUAGACCAAUGCCAUAGUUUUUAAAUUUCUUUCCAGAACCUGCACACAAUCUGUUUAUAUUGUUGCAAUUUUUUGUUUCAUCUUAAUAAUCCUCACAAAUCUUCACCUGAUAUCAAGUUAAAAGGAACGUCUGAACCCUUACGCGUACGUGACAGAAAACAAGAGCCACCAUGUCCUCCAUUCUUCCCUUCACACCCCCAGUGGUGAAGCGCCUCCUGGGGUGGAAGAAGACUCCGGCCGGGAGUGGAGGAGCGGGUGGAGGAAUAGGUGGAGUCGGGGAGCAGAAUGGAGGAGGGCAGGAGGAAAAAUGGUGCGAGAAAGCAGUGAAAAGCCUUGUGAAGAAGCUGAAGAAGACCGGUCAGCUGGAUGAGCUGGAAAAAGCCAUCAGCGCACAAAACAGCAACACAAAAUGCGUAACAAUACCCAGCAAUUGCUCAGAACUGUGGGGUCUGGGCUCAGGCCACACGAUAGAGCAGUGGGACUCUACAGGCAUGUACGGAUACCCUGACCAUAGCAGGUCACUGGAUGGCCGCCUUCAGGUUUCUCAUCGUAAAGGCCUGCCUCAUGUCAUCUACUGCCGCCUGUGGAGAUGGCCUGACCUUCAUAGUCACCAUGAGCUUAGGGCCAUUGACACUUGCCAAUAUGCAUUCAACCUCAAGAAGGAUGAAGUUUGUGUCAAUCCUUACCACUACCAGAGAGUGGAGACGCCUGUGUUGCCUCCUGUGUUGGUGCCACGCCAUGCAGAGAUUCUGACUGAGCUUCCACCUCUAGACGACUUCACAAACUCUAUCCCUGAAAACACCAACUUUCCUGCAGGCAUAGAACCUCCUAACAACUAUAUACCAGACACUCCUCCUCCGGGAUAUAUGAGUGAAGAUGGAGAAACCAGCGACCAGCAAAUGAAUCAAAGUAUGGAAUCAGGCUCACCAGCAGAAAUGUCACCAAGCGCUCUGUCACCGGUCAGUCAUGGCCUAGACCUUCAGCCGGUCACCUACAGUGAACCAGCUUUCUGGUGCUCUAUAGCUUACUACGAGUUGAACCAGCGGGUCGGUGAGACCUUCCACGCCUCGCAGCCAUCUCUGACCGUCGACGGAUUCACGGAUCCCUCCAACUCAGAACGCUUCUGUUUAGGCCUUCUCAGCAAUGUCAACAGAAAUGCCACUGUGGAGAUGACAAGGAGGCAUAUAGGUCGUGGUGUGAGGUUGUAUUACAUCGGAGGGGAGGUAUUUGCCGAGUGCCUCAGUGACAGUGCCAUCUUUGUUCAGAGCCCCAACUGCAACCAGCGAUAUGGAUGGCACCCAGCUACUGUCUGCAAGAUACCGCCAGGCUGUAAUCUGAAGAUUUUUAACAACCAGGAGUUUGCAGCCCUGCUAGCUCAGUCGGUCAACCAGGGCUUUGAGGCAGUGUACCAACUAACCAGAAUGUGCACAAUCAGAAUGAGCUUCGUCAAGGGUUGGGGAGCAGAGUACAGACGCCAGACUGUAACCAGCACUCCUUGUUGGAUCGAACUGCAUCUCAAUGGCCCCCUCCAGUGGCUGGAUAAAGUGCUGACCCAGAUGGGUACCCCAACAGCGCGCUGCUCCAGUAUGUCCUAAAACAAGAUCCAUGCAAAGUCAGACUGACAUUUCACAACGUCAAAACAGUUUGUCUUAAAGGAGACUACCAUGCAGUCUUAAAUAAUGUACUAAUAGCGUUUAAAAAAAAAAUAAAUAAAUAAAGUGAAGAACAAAAUGUCAUACAGUGGACCAGAAGAUAGAAGAACAGCAUCUGUAAAGGAUUACCGUGGAAGUUUGUUUGUGGAGCUGAAUAUUUGUCAACCUUAUAGUUGAAAUUGGCCUGCAAAUCCAUUUGAGAACUCAGUGUAGAAAGAGUGAUUUUCUUUAUGGACAACGACGACGUCAACAUCUGGGCUCUGAUCAAGAAACCUGGAGCAGGACUGAGCCUUACUGUCCUCAGGGACGACACAGCAGUUUUGGGGAUCAAGCACGACACCUAGUAAUUUUUUGAAACAGUCUGUCCUACCCAUUAGCUCAGCUCAACUCUUUGAUUUAGUGUGAAUAGUUCAGUUUACACAAUGUUAACCAACUGCCACUCCAGCUUCUAUUUAACCAAAGUCAGAAUCACUACCUAGCAUGACUUUUCCCCUGUCAUCCAUCCUGUUUUAUUCAAGUUGUUGUGAUCAUUGACCUGGUUAUCUUGGAGUGUGCUCUUCAGCUCUUGAAGGAAACAAUUUGUUGGCGUUUGUAUCAUCACACGUACACAAACACUUUGUUUUUAACACAAAUUGUCCUCUGAAAACUUGAUGUAAGUUUAAAGAUGUUUGUUCAUUGGAUAGUGGCAAAUUAAAACUCCCAUAUAUAAAUAUAUUUAGAGCAGUAUCAGUGAUUGCUCAGCACAAAUAAAUAAUGGAUACAUUUAGAAAUUCUUAGAGCAAGAUGAAGAGCAUACAACAUCCCACCUCUCCGCAUCUGCAGAAAACCAAUCAAGUGUUUUUUAAAAAAAAAAUCUUUGAUAUCACAGUAUUUAACCCACUUUGCAUGCUCUUACUCCUUCUGUUACACAAUGUACCAGUAGCUUAGUUUAGAGCUUCAUCUUUGCUUCUUUCUGUCUGACACGCAAUAAGAGGAUUAUUUCUGAGAUUUCCAAAUAUAAAAGAAAAUAUUUUGAACUGAUGCAGUUUUCAAAUUAUAACAAAUUAUCAAGAGAAAAAGUCCUCCAAGGUAGGACUUUAAUCUAUAAAUCUAUAAAAUAGCUUCUAUACUGUACUUGCACUGCCCCAAAUUAUGCACCCCUAAGAAAGUUGCCUUCGAUGUCAAAUACAAUAUGCUCUGAAUUGUCCAUUAAAAGUAAACAUACAUUU